CAAGAAAUUGAAACGGGCGAAACGGGCAAGGGCAAGCGUCGCAGCAACUGUCACCAUGACUGUCAUUUUGCACAGCAAAAAUACGCCAUCGCGGUUGCAAAGACAUUAGGAACAACAUGGACAUCGAUGAGGAAGAGUUUGAGGCACCAACAUCCAGCAGCAGCCGAGGUGAGCGGAAGCGCUUCGAGGUCAAAAAGUGGAAUGCGGUAGCCCUGUGGGCUUGGGACAUUGUUGUGGACAAUUGUGCGAUCUGCCGGAAUCACAUUAUGGAUCUCUGCAUCGAGUGCCAAGCGAAUCAGGCAUCGGCCACCAGUGAAGAAUGUACAGUGGCCUGGGGUGUCUGUAAUCAUGCGUUCCAUUUCCACUGUAUCUCCCGGUGGCUGAAGACCCGGCAGGUGUGCCCGCUCGACAACAGAGAGUGGGAGUUUCAGAAGUAUGGUCAUUAAGGUGAUAUUGACGAGCGCUGUGCUGUUAAGCUUGAACGAAUUACACGAAGAGGACUAAAUUGGUGGCACGCGGAAGUGAUCUAGUAUGCGGAAGAGAUAUCCGUUUCGACGAUCUGAGUGAAGCGUAAGGAAGUAUCUGAUAAUGCGAUCCGUAUGCACCAUACAAUAAAUUCAACAAUUUUACCGAAGAGCUAAUGUACACGUACACACACAA
Messenger RNA from Anopheles funestus (African malaria mosquito), 660 nucleotides. RefSeq names its product RING-box protein 1A. The transcript is spliced from 2 exons. Gene Ontology annotation, molecular function: ubiquitin protein ligase activity; cullin family protein binding; zinc ion binding. NCBI's taxonomy places the organism in Eukaryota, Metazoa, Arthropoda, Insecta, Diptera, Culicidae. Gene Ontology annotation, cellular component: cullin-RING ubiquitin ligase complex; nucleus. The record is from RefSeq and is a predicted model, not a curated record. Gene Ontology annotation, biological process: protein ubiquitination; ubiquitin-dependent protein catabolic process. Bases 117 to 446 code for a protein of 109 amino acids.